Molecule: messenger RNA, 998 nt
Organism: Mercenaria mercenaria
Lineage: Eukaryota; Metazoa; Mollusca; Bivalvia; Venerida; Veneridae
Exons: 2
Coding region: 31-519 (162 amino acids)
Source: RefSeq, a predicted model, not a curated record
ACACCCUGGUACCGGCGCUCCCAAGUACAGAUGGCACUCACACAUACAGCGCUCGAUAAGCGAUUUUGGAGGAGCGGUGGUACUACGGACAUAAUGAGCGAAACAGAGCCUCUUGAUGAAUCCUUUGUUGACUGUAGUUUACUCGACGGAUCUCUCCUAGAUGAGUCUACAGAAGAAACGGUAACUACAGUAACUGAUGUAACAGAACAGCACUUAACCGUCAAUCACCACCAGUGUCAAAUAUGUGAAAAGGUUUAUAAAGGUAAAGACAGUCUUACCAGACAUAUGAAGAUUCACCAAGAACAUGUAUUUUUUGUUCUAAAUGUACCACGUUCUUUCACAAUGAAACAGCCUUGGCUACACAUAAAAGUCAAAAGCAUGCGGGCAAUUAUUUAUGUGUCCAGUGCGGGAAAUGCUAUUCGUCCAAACAGGUUAUGGAACGCCACGCAGCAACACAUGACGAUUCGUCAAAGGCUAAUCAAUGCCCUGUUUGUGACAAAACAUUUUCCGACAAAAUAAGACUAAAGGCACAUAUGAAUAUGCAUGAAGGAAUAAAGCCAUUCUCUUGUCCGACCUGCAACCGGAAGUAUAGGUGCAAGUAUGAGAAAAAUAGACACCAGCUAAUGAAUUAAUAAGAUAUUAAAAUAUGAGCGUCUUUUGAACCUAACAGACAUUUUAACAAAAUUCUAUGGUGGCUGAUAUAUGCCAUUCCGUCUUUCCGCCAAUUUUGGGCGCCGAUUUAUAACGUAAAUACUUAAAUUGCGCUCCCGCCCUUUUGGAUUCCUUAUAUUUUCUCUAUGGAGAAUCGCAGACCAAAAGUUUAGAUUUAAUAUGUAAAUCGUCGGUGGAGCCGAGCGAAAACUGGCUGAUCAGCGGGCGCCGAGCAAGAAGUUGAGGUUUGAAAGGCAUAAUGGUGGGAUCGCCGAACGAAACGACGAUGAUUAGCCUUCUUAAUUAUUGGCACAGCCCUUUUACAUAUUGAAUCUCGCUCAACGCCC